Molecule: messenger RNA, 453 nt
Organism: Acanthosepion pharaonis
Lineage: Eukaryota; Metazoa; Mollusca; Cephalopoda; Sepiida; Sepiidae
Source: the annotation of a GenBank genome assembly
AUGGGUGUAGUCUCUCUUCUAUUCUCCCUCUCUUUCUUUCUCCACCAUCUUCUAUUCUCUGUACCUUUCUUUUCUCUUUCUUCACAUCUCUCACUCAUUCUCUCUUUUCUUCUCUCCCUCUUCACCACCUCCCUUUCAAUUGCCCCAAUUCUAUUUUUCUUCUUUCUCACUGUUUUUUUUCUGUCUUGCUUCUUUCUAUCCGUUUCUUCACUCUCUUGUCUCUGUUCUUUAUUUUUGCCAUCUUUCUUUUAUUCUAUCACCCUUUCUUCCCUUCUCUUACUAUUUCUCCCUCUGUCUCUCUUACUUUUUCCAUUCCCCUUUCUUCCUUCACACUUUUUCUUUCAUUUCCUUUUGUAUUUUUUCCCUUUCUCCUCUUGUAUUUUCUCAUGUUUAUAUUCUUCCAUCUUUCUUUUUUUCUCUUCUCUCACUUCUCUUCCUUUUCUCUUCUCCUAA